GAGAGAGAGGGAAGGAUGGAGGAACAUGAUGGGAGGGAGCAGGGGGAGGGGGAGAGAGGGCGGAGCAGAAGGGAGGCUGGCACCCAGUCUGUUCUCUCGCAGGAGGAAUCAGCAGCAGCAGCCAGCAGCAGGACAAUGGACUGCCUCCCCUACGGAUCCUAACGGGCACCGGGGCUGCUACUCGUGACUGACUGAAAUACGAGGAGGUGAAUGUCAAAUAGCUCCAGGAUGCUGCCGUCCUCGUCCUUGCUGACCUGCUGUUCACCGGUAGGCAUCUGAUUGACCAAACAUGAUGAAGACCGAACCCCCGACGGCCACGGGGGGCAACGGGACCUCCGUUGGCAGCGGCAGCUCAAACCUGCGUAGUCCCUCGCCCCACCGCAACGCCUACGAGGCGGGGCUGGCGGCGCUCAAGAAGGCCACCGACCACCUCAACAAUGCUGCAAACGGAGGCGCCGGGCCCGUCUCCAAACCCGCUCCUCUGCCUCGCCCAACCGGGAGGGGCCGGAAAUACGGGUCAAAUGUUCACCGCAUCAAGAACAUGUUCAUGCAGAUGCAGUCUCCUGGCGACGAGGAGGACGGAGCCAAAAUGAUUGGUGUAGUAGAGCAGGCGGUGAAACUGUCCCUGCCGAGGGCAUCCAGCCUUAAUGAGAACGUGGACCACAGUGCCCUGCUCAAGCUCGGGGCCACAGUCUCAGAGAGGGUCAACCGCUUUGACUCUAAACCGGGCGAAGAGGCUGGGGGCUUCUCCAAACUUCAGGAGACCAGGAGGAUCUUCGAACAGCGGACUUUACAGGAGAAGCAAGCCGCCAACAACCGGAUAUUGCUGAAGAAAGAGCGGGCAACGGGUUUCCAGGACAGCCGCCUAGAUGUCGUGGCUCGCUUUAACGGCUCCACUGAGGCUUUGGACCGACUGGACGACCCCCCAGCUCCAGCUCCUCUUCCGACUCCCGCUCCUCUUCCGGCUCCCGCUACUCUCACCGCUGCCGCAGCUUCGGUCGGGCCCGGUGACGCUGUCAGCCCCACCGUGAGCCAGCUCAGUGCCGUGUUCGAGAAGAGCGAACCACCACAAACCAAUGUCCAAACCCCCCAACGUCGGUCAGGCCCUGCCCUAGCACCAAAGCCCAAACCACCAGCCAGAACGGACGCUACCGGAAGGAAGGGGAAAGUGCUCCUUCCAGGUAAGAAGGACCACGAGGAGAUGGCAGAAAGCGGUGUAAGCACCCAGGAAGAAGAAGAACCAGAAGAGACUCUAGAGAGGAGCAUAAGAGAAGCAAUGGCCAGCGAGGAGAUGGAAGGGUCAGAAGACCAGCUCCCCAAUUCCUCCUACUCCUCAUCAUCGUCCUCCUCCUCUUCUUCGGGAGUCAAGCCAGAGUCAGAGGCCCGGCCAACAGCGACUGAAGCCAGGGGCUCAAGUACGGUGUCUGUCCCAGAGCAAGAGCCGCAGGCUGAUGAGCAAGACGGCUCCACCGGGGGUUCUGAGGCAAGAGCCCGGCUGGUGCAGGCGGAGGUCCAUGCCUCACUGGAAAAUGGUGAGAAAGAGCAUCCGGGUUCCUCUCCCUCCUCGGAGGAGGAGAAAGGAGGGGACUCUGAGAGGAGGAGCGAGGAGGAUAACGAUGAGGAUGGCUCCAGGAAGGAGGAUUACUCGGAGGGUGACCUGGUGGAUAUCAGCGCGUACAGCGGGCUCGGGGAGGAGGACUCUGGGGGUAGCCAGCUAGACGACGAGGAGGAUGAGGAAGAGGAGGAGGAGGAGGAGUACCAGCCGGAGACCAGCUGCCAUGAGAUCCCGGGCCUACCUGAGGAGGAGGAACCCGGACCACCAAAUAGGAAGAUUCAGUUCAGCACUGGGCUGAUCAAGGUGUUCACCACCUACUCCAACGAGGACUAUGAUCGUCGUAACGAUGACGUCGACCCCAUGGCGGCAUCGGCCGAGUACGAGCUGGAGAAACGAGUGGAAAAGCUGGACCUGUUUCCUGUAGAGCUGGUGAAAGACAGCGAGGGUCUGGGUAUCAGCAUCAUAGGCAUGGGGGCAGGAGCUGAUAUGGGUCUGGAGAAGCUGGGGAUCUUUGUGAAGACGGUCACCGACGGAGGAGCUGCACAGAGAGACGGCAGGAUCCUGGUGAACGACCUCAUCGUAGAGGUUGAUGGGACCAGCCUGGUCGGUGUCACUCAGAGCCUCGCUGCCUCCGUCCUCCGCAACACCACCGGCACUGUCAGUUUCGUGAUUGGUCGGGAGAAGCCGGGGGAGCAGAGCGAGGUGGCCCAGCUGAUCCAGCAGACUCUGGAGCAGGAGAAGUGGCAGCGGGACAUGAUGGAGCAGAGAUACAAGCAGUACAUGGACGACGACGAAGAGACGGGUGAAUAUGCGACCGACGAGGAGGAGGAGAUGAGCCCCGUGUUUCCGAACUCCAUCGAGGUUUUCGACCUGGCCGAGAACCAGGACACUCUGUCUCCUGUGGAGCUGGACCCCGAGAAGCUCGCCCACAAGUUCAAGGAGCUCCAGAUCAAACACGCAGUAACCCAGGCGGAGAUCCAGCUGCUGAAGAGGAAGCUGGCCCAUGCGGAGCAGGAUAAGUUGCGUUGGCGGAUGGAGCGUGCUCAGUUGGAGCAAAACAUCCGGGACAGUAAAGAGAGGAUGGAGAAGCUGGAGGGCUACUGGAUGGAGGCGCAGUCGCUGUGUAAGGCGGUGGACGAACACCUGAAGGAAACCCAGGGUCAGUACCAAACCCUCGAGAGGAAGUACAGCAAAGCCAAGAGGCUGAUUAAAGAGUACCAGCAGAAGGAGAUCGAGUACCUGAAGAAGGAGACGGCUCAGCGUCGGGCACAAGAAGAGAGCGAGGCGACACACAAAGAGGAGGCGGACAACUUGCAGGAAACGAUUGACGACUUGGAGACCAAAGUGGAUGCCCUGAAGACCCCCAAUCCCUCCUAGACUGCUGCUACGCCCUACAACCUGUCUGUGACCGGAAGGGGCGGAGCUCUGCCUUCACUCUGACCUGGGCUGUCAUUUUAUUCCAAUCAACCAUUUGCUGCACGGACAGGUAGUUUGUGGGAGGGGCGGGGGGGGACUGAAAGGGAGGACGUCUGCCGGCGGCUUAGUGCUCUGUCAGCCAAUCCCUGCGAUACCCAGAAUCCUCCUUGUGUGUCUUCCCGACUCGGCAAUCAACGCGGAACGCCACAUUCAACAACCCGUGCUUCACGUACCGGACGACCCGCUUCUCCUCUCUUCAAAUAACCUUCACCGUAUUCCAAUUCAUAUGACAAAAAGCGCUUUUAUUGAACAGGCUCGUCACAAAGUGCUUUUAUAGGGUGACAACGCAUCGGGACCAAGAAAGGACCAGAGGUCUUUCCAUUGUUGACGUGAUCAUUUUAAAGCGAGGCGGUUGCUGAAACCGUUCCUUUUUCAAUGUUUUUCCGGGGGGACCGGACUGGACAAGCGAGUUUUCUGCCGCGCGGCGUCGAUCACACCAACCCGGAAAACAACGAACAUGGAGAAAGGGCCACCACAUUUUAAAAAAUUAAAAAAACUCUGAAGUGGAGCCUCGGUAGUAACACGCAGCAGCAACAACGGCAACUUUGAAAGGAAAUAGCCACCACCUGCUGAUAGUUAAGGUAUAGAAACUACAAAAGAAGAUGGCCUCACAUUUCUGAUUAGGGCCAAAAACUGCCCGCCCUGGCCUCCUCUUUUCUAGCUCUGCACACGGUGGAAGGAAUCAGGUGCUCUUCAGGUCUGAGCUGUGGCGGCAACCCAUUUGUAUAUAUCCUACACGUGUAUUUAAUAGUGUUUUGAAUGGCUUCACGCAGUGAGGUGGGUCCCACAGCCGAGAGUACGGCGGUGCGAUGAGCCCCAAACGACCAGGAAACGGUUCCCCAAUCCAGUCCGUUUCAUCUCUUUUCUAUCAACAUCGAUGGCAAACAGGGUGUGAGGAGUCGAACGUGUGCUCCUAGAGCUUCUGAUGGUGUUUACUACGGUAUCUGUGGGUUUACAUGCACACCACCCAUCUGUUUAUUCAUCAGUCAUGGACUACAUCUUUGAGUUGGUGCAGGCUUUUCAGAAAUCUAAUGCAGGAUUUUUAAAAAACAAAAAACUGACUAUGCUAUUUUGAAUACAUAUUGGUAUUGUGAGGCUGUUUUGCGUACAGCUUCAGUUGCACUCGCAUCAUGAGAAAUUGCAUAUUCAGUUCACGGCAGAUGUGAACGACAGGAGCCCCUGAGGUGCACUUUAUCAGAUGUUCAAACAUUUCCUGGAGGCGACACCGCUCUGCAAACACUCUCUUUGGUCGAGGUAAACACGAGUGGGAGGAGCCAGGGCCGGACUCCUGAGAUAUUAGAGAGUUAAAAAAAUUAGAAUCUGUUCACAAUGUUUCUAACAGUUUAUGCAUCAUUUUAUACAAAUACAUAACCAAACAAACAAGGAUGCUUAAUGUGUUACAAUUAGCCAACAAUAUUAACUACUAAGGAAGUAAAGAAAGGCCAUAAUAAUUGAAUUUUUAAAAAAAGUAUAAGCUAUUGAUUACUGAAUUUGGAAUUUAAAGACUACUGAAUUUAUAGCAAUUUUUGUUUGACUUAGAAAUCCAUCUGUCUGACUAUGUGGUCUCAAAUCUCCUAGAGUGGUACAAUAAAAAAAUUAAAAAGUAACCAACUUUAUUUUGAUGCAGGUCUGAAAGUUUUUCUAUUUGUAUGUAAUAUUUCAGUGCUACACAUUAAGUAUUCAUUUCACAAUGAUCUUUUCAGCUUCUUAUGAAAUUCAUAAAUCGUAUGACCAUUCUUUGCAUCUGCAGCCGGUAUCAGUCAGGCUGUAACCGCUAGUUAUCUACGUUAGCUACUUAGCCUCUCUGAUUUUUUCAAAUACUGUAACUCUCCAUAUCUGCUGAUAUAGCCUACUAAGUCGUUGCCAAUUCUAUUAUUAUUGAUAUUUCGAUCAGUAUUAGCCCUUUCUAAUCAGCUCAUAUAGCCUUGUUAUGAGGAUGGUGUUGCCUCUAUGAAAUGUUUGCUAAACUAGAUCUUCAAAGUGUCAUUCAAAAAACUGCAUGCAAACACACUCCACAUCUCCUGUAUUACGGCACGAGGAGAGGGCCCCAGUGCCAGUAUUAUGAAUUUAUGUCUGACAUAGUCCAAAUAUGGGUUGAAUACAAAAGUGUUGCUGUGGUAUUAAAGGUCAGAUCAUUCUUUCUGGAACCCAAGGACCACUGGAGGUUCUGGUUAAGCUGCAUACAUUUUUUUAAUUGAUUUUUUAAAUUUUUAAAUUUAAAUUUCUCUUCUAAACAAAUUGAAUAAGUUGCAAAAAGUCGAAGACACACAGAAAUGGUGUUGCUUGACAAACUUUGGGUCACAAAAUGUAUGUAAUUGUCUUAAUUGGUCUGGAAAUAGCAAAUGAAGACUUUUGUCCAGUCUGUUUAUCCAAUAUGAUUAUAUAUUUAACUAUUCUAAUUUGACUACCAUCCAGUAGUUGGUGAUGACUUUUUGCUAUUCCAAAUAUGAGGCUCAUAUUUGCAUGUGGAUGGCAAAAUGUAAGACGGCGUUUUGAACGGACAAAUGGGGCAUUUUGCUGCUCGUUCACCACGGCAACCAUUCAGAGUUUGUGCAUGUCUUCAUCGAGAUAAUACAGCUUGCUGGCAAGCUCCCAUUAGGUUGCAUUAAUUAAAAACACUGAAUCCGAUAUCAGCUUGAUUAGGCUAUUCAAGUUCUCGCCAAUAAUGAAUGCGAACCAAAAUAAUUUAUUUCGUGUUUUCCACAGAAUGAAGUUUGGAUGAAUUCUUCUCCUCUAGCACCAUCUUCUGGUCAAACUUGGUUCACAAGCAAGACGUAUCUCGUGCUGAUUAGCAAGCCGUUAGCAUGCUGACACACACCAAAACCGAGGUGAAUGUUACACCUGCUGAACAUCGGCAUGUUGACAACGUCCCCGUGAGCAUGUUAGCACGUUAGCAUUGAGCCUCAAAGCACCGCCUUGAUAGAUCCACUAGUGUGGCUGUAGACUCUGUAGUCUUGUUGAUAUUAUACAAUAUUCAAAGAAAUAUUCUGUUUGUUUGUCAUCCUGAAAAAACACAGGAAAAGAAAAGGUUCACAACUAAUCCCUCCAAACAUUUGUGAACGUUUUUUUAGUUUUUUGUCAAAUCUAAUGUUGCACUUUCAAGCAUACCAAUUGUUACCGGUUGUACAGACAUGCCUUUGGAAAUGAGGCGUUUGCUCUUAAAAACGUUGUUUUGUGCUGACCAAUUACUGGUCCCUGUUUACUGUACCAGCUCCCGACCUUCACCUCUGACCUCCAGGAAAUAAUCAGUGUUAGAUUUUCAGUGACUUGUGGGAGCAAAUAAGCUUGUGUAGUGCUCGGCUCAUGAACUGUUGGAGUGUGGUCGCAAACAGGAACACGAGAAACCAAAAGGUCCUUUUUCCUGUUUGUAAAGUUGUGUUGUGAGUCCUGGUGGGAUGAUCCAGGAAGUUAGCAUUGCACUGGUUUUCCUCCGCAAAAAGCCAAUCGGGGAUCUAUCAGUUCAUUUUCAGAAAUCUUGCACGGUGUGUUGAGCAAGAUCGUCCUCUCAAAUGAAAACCACUUUCAUGUUUUUUAAGGGCGUGGAUGCAAUUGAGAAGCUAACGCCGGGCUUUAAGCUCAUUUAGCCGCAUGUUAGCAGCCACAUUUUUAACACGUAAAAGCCUCCAAAUUCGCGUUAGGGGGGAUUUGCUGACGUAUUUUACAUUAUAAUAAAAAAAAAAUGUUCAAAAAACAAUUGACCGGAGGGAACCAGGAAGUGCAAAAAUGCUGACUUAUUUCCUGGUUUUAGGACCUGGGCUCAUAAAACUUGAUGUACUAAUAUCGUGAUAUAAGUAUGUUUGAGUUCGACAAGGGGCAGCGAGUAGUAUAAAGUGUGUGACGCCAAGUAUUAGUCCAACAAAUGCAGUAUAUAUAUAUAUAUAUAUAUAUAUAUAUAUAUAUAUAUAUAUAUAUAUAUGUUGUAGUCCUGUCGGACAGGAGCAAAGGGGCUUAGAGAGCAUUUUCUUUAUUAGAGGAAUCAAAAUCAGCCAUAAGCAACUCACUUUGGGUAUUUUUCACUUCUAAAGUAUUUUUUAUUAGUCUCAUCUUCGUCCCACCAAAUGUGAGCUGUGCAGUUGCUGUCUGAUCAGCAGGUCAGGUCACUUUCAUGUCACCUUGCCAUGACUCGUUCUCAUUAGUUAACAUGCUGCUUUUCGGCUUCCAGAGGCCUUCCGACGUGCGCUAGCUGUAGCUGUCUGUCACCGUGGUUACCCACCACUCAUUCCCGUGUUAAAAAACUACAACAACAAAAAGUGUUUAAAGAGCAUUUGCCGGUGAGCACGGUAAAGACACGCCGCCAUGUUGGACAGACAGAUUGUAGCACCACAGCGUUUACAUAUCGUUACAGAUCGACGCCUUUCCCCCACGUUACGUUAUUUCUCUACGCUGCUUCAUGUCCCCUCCCCCCAAACCCCCCACAGGUGGCCUCCGAGCAGCCCUGCGCAGAGGUGAGAGGGUUUAGUGCCUUGCUUAAGGGUGAAGGAUAACAGUUGAGAGUGGGGAGCGCACGCCCACCCGCUCGUCUGUCUCAAACGGACCGUUACACGUUCUCACACUUGUAAGUUUUGACCUUGACAACUGGCGCGUUAUGUCCCGUAACCAUCGGCAACCAGACUUUAAACACUUCACCUGUUAGUAGUGUCAGCUUGUGUUGACGUGAUGGUUUAAGACACUGGGGGGAGGGAGUUUAUAAUGAAAACCAAAUAGUUUAGUGUGACUUUUACAUCCGCUUUGUUCCGUUUCACUCCAGCAGCCCCAACCUCUUGGCUUCCAUGAUACACCGGCGACACCAGAGAGGGGCGGGGCAAUCUGACAUGGCGCGUACUCGACCUCCUGAGUGGGUCUCGGGUCUGACAACAGAUUUCCAUCUCUGCCGAGUUCUGUUCUGUAGUCCAUGCCGCCAUGUUUGUCCGAAACAUUACCGUGUCUGUCAGCAUUAAUAAAUAAACGAGAUAUGUUGAACAAGAAA
Messenger RNA from Cyclopterus lumpus (lumpfish), 7997 nucleotides. RefSeq names its product neurabin-2-like. NCBI's taxonomy places the organism in Eukaryota, Metazoa, Chordata, Actinopteri, Perciformes, Cyclopteridae. Gene Ontology annotation, cellular component: dendrite; actin cytoskeleton; postsynaptic density. Gene Ontology annotation, biological process: neuron projection development; calcium-mediated signaling; actin filament organization. Bases 290 to 2932 code for a protein of 880 amino acids. The transcript has 15 exons. The record is from RefSeq and is a predicted model, not a curated record. Gene Ontology annotation, molecular function: actin filament binding.